Messenger RNA from Closterium sp. Naga37s-1, 4218 nucleotides. The record is from the annotation of a GenBank genome assembly. Lineage: Eukaryota; Viridiplantae; Streptophyta; Zygnematophyceae; Desmidiales; Closteriaceae.
AUGGCCUUUUCUCCCGCUGCGACCCGGUCCGUAGGGAAGGGCAAACAGUGGCCGAAGAGAGGCGGAGCAGGCAGCUCGCCAUACGCGCGGGGCGGUGGGGGAACAGUGGACGAGGGGCACAAAGGGGAGGAAAUUGGCGAAAGGGGUGGUAGUGGGGAGGGGGGGGUGCCGGAUAGCGGGCGGAAGGAGGAAGCGGCGGAUGGCGCGCGGAAGGAGGCAGGGGCGGAAGUGGGGCGAAAAGAUGCAACGGGAGGGGAGGCGGGCCGGAGUGACGUGGAUAGAAACACGGUGUUUGUGCGCAACGUCUCGUUUAAAGCCACACAGAGCGAUGUGGGUCUGGAAGAUUUUUUCUCUACGGUGGGCGCUAUCCGAAAAUGCCUCCUUGUGGCACAGACAGCCGCAGCACUGAAUGCCUUAUCCCAGCCUUCUUCCUCCUCCGUCUCAUCAACCCCCACCUCCACACGCAUUCCCCUCCUACCCGCAGCUCGAGGGUUUUUUCUCGACGGGAUACGUGCUACAUUCAUAUGGCCUACAUUAGCUUUGAUUAAUUCCCCUCCCCUGCCUUUCAUCCGUCCUCUCAUCUCCUCCUCUCAUCUCUUCCUCUCAUCUACCCCUCCCAUCUACCCCUCCCAUCUGCCCAUCCCAUCUGCCCCUCCCCAUCUGCCCCUCCCCAUCUGCCCCUCUCAUCUUGCGCUAGCAGAGGACGCGGAGAGGGCAGUGAGGGAGCUCGGGGGAAAGCGGCUGGAGGGGCGACCCCUGGCAGUGGAGCUGGCGAAGAGGCGAGCUUCUCUGGGCGAAAGGCUGGCUAAACGAGGCCCGCGCCCGCAACCCCAUCAAGUGGAGGACCAGGAUGAUCUGACUGGCCUGCAUGGGCUGGGGAGGAGCAACGUGAUGGUUCCUCCUAGUUCCAACCAUGUCUUUGGUGCUCCAAAGGACCAGGAUGAUCUAACGGGCCUGCAUGGGCUGGGGAGGAGCAACGACCCACAUGGUGCAGGGAGGAGGAGUGGCGGCGCUACAGAUGUCAUGGGGAGAAGAAUACCCACUCGCAUCACCACCUUCCCUGCUGCUGACGCCGAUGCGCCUGCUGCUCCUCCUCCUCCUCCCGCUGCUCCUGCUGCUCCUGCCACGAGUGCUGUCGCUGCCGCUCCUGCUGCUGCUGCUGCCAGCCCGCACGGUGGUGUUUGGGGCCUCUCAUCCCCAGCACCAGUGGCACAUGUCUUCUCUGUCGCUGCCGCCAUCGCUGCUCCUGAGGAGGUCACCAAUCCUUUCCUUCCCCUUCCCACCUUGUUCGUUCCUCACUUGUAUCUCCCAGGCCAGCCCGCACGGCCGGCUCGCACGGUGGUGUUCGGAGGGCUCUCAUCCCCAGCAGCAGUGGCGCAUGUCCUCUCUGCUGCUGCCGCCAUCGCUGCUCCUGAGGAGGUCACCAACCCUCUGCCUGAAGAUGCUCUAAAGGAGAGAGGCCUUGCCCUUGAUGACUGCACACCAGGCUGUGGCAUCACUGCACGGCUGGGCGGUGGUGGUAUGAAUGUAGGCCUCGCCCUUGAUGGCUGUACCCCCCCUGCCGUCUCGAUCGUAUUCCCAUCGGUGCGGGCCGCCCGCCAGGCUGUGGCAUCGCUGCACGGCUGCACAGUGGAGGGCGGCGCCGAGGCUGGUGGCUCGGAGGAGCAGAGCGUUGCUGUGUGGGCGAGGCAGCUGGGUGGCGAGGUGGGUGAAUGGGGAACAAGUGGUGUGGUGGUGGAUAGAAAGGUGGCAGAAGCGGAUUUGAGGAAGGCCUUUGCUGUUGCCGGCUUUCCAUGGGCCGUCAAGAUACCACAUGGGGAGGAUGGCAGGCCUCGAGGAUUCGCUUUUGUCACAUUCACUACAAAGAGCGACGCAGCAAAGGCUAUUGAGAAGGUCAGCGGCACGACCAUCAACGGCCGAGCCGUUUCGGUGGGAUGGGCGGUGGCAAAGAGGGAGCACAUGGAGAGUGUGGAGAAGGAGAAAGCCAAGGAGAACAGAGAUGGGUUGUCGAUGCUGUUCGAUGAUGAGGAUGAUGAGAUGACCGAGGGAGGGGAGGAAGAGGAAGAAGAAGAUAAGGAAGCGGAGGAAAUGGAAGAGGAAGUGGAGGAGGAGGAUGACGAGGAAGAGGAGCAGGAAAUGGAAGAAGAGGAGGAGGAUGAGGAGAGAGAAGCAAGGGUGAAGAGUCUUUUGGAUAUGGAAGCAGAGGAGGAGGAUGAGGAGGAUGAUGAUGAAGAUGAAGAGGAGGAAGAGGAGGAAGAAGGGAGUGAGGAGGAAGAGGUUGAGGAUGAGAGUGAGGAGGGAGAGGAGGAGGAGGACGAGGAGGGGGAAGAGGAAGAAGAGGACGAGGAGGAUGAAACAGAUGAUGAGGAGGAGGAGGAGGUAGAUUGGGAGAUGGAGAUGGGUGGUGGUGGCAGCAGUGGUGCCGUGCAAGGGAGUGAGAAGGAUAUGAUGCUACGGGUGCUGUCCCGAGUGGUUGAGCAGGGGAAGGGGGAGGAGGGGAUGGAGGGCGCAGGGGAGGAAGUGGGGUUGAAAGCAAAAGGUGUGGCUGUGAAAGGUGGGAAGGAAGGGGAUGCAGCGAAAAAGGGGAAGGAGGGGAAGGAGGGAAAGGCAGGGAAGGUUGGCGAGGGAAAGAAGACAGGCUCUCGUGAUGGCAAGGAAGGGACGGGUGUGGAGGAAGGGGAGGUGACGGAAGGGAAGGAUGGGAAGGGCGAGAAGGCAGAGGCGCCGCCAGCGACGGUGUUUGUGAGGAACCUGCCUGUGGAUGCCUCAGCUGACCGCAUUCGAGCAGCCUUUGAACGGUUCGGCAAGGUGGCUGACUGCAGAGUCGUGCUGCACCCCGUUACCAGGCGUCCCCGAGGCUCGGCGUUCGUCCGUUUCGAAACGCCCGAAGCCGCGCAAGCCGCCGUGGCAGGCUCGGCCCGAACCGCCAAGGCCAGGGCCGAGGAGGGGGUGAUCAAGGAGGGAACACGAGCAGCAGAGGGAAUGCCAGCAACAGACAUGGAGAAGAGGAAGAGGCUGCAGCGUGAGAAACUGAUGAAGCUCCGAAGCCCCAACUUCGCGGUGUCGUUGACGCGCCUGGCGGUGCACAACGUGCCACGGGAAAUCGAUGAGAAGCAGCUGAAGCAGGUGUUUGUGGAUGCUGUGAAGGCACGGGCCAAGAAGCAGAAGCCUCAUGUGAAGCAGGUGAAGGUGCUGAGGGAAGCAGACAGGGUGGGGCCAGAUGGCAAGCCGCGGUCUAAGGGAGCGGCGUUCAUUGAGUUCAGUGAGCAUCAGCACGCUGUGGCGGCUCUCAGGGCUCUCAACAACCAUCCCACCAUCUUCUCUCGUGAUGCUCGCCCCAUAGUGGAGUUUGCGAUUGAGAAUGUCUCGAUAGUGAAGCAGCGGCAGCACAUGGUGAUGCAGCAGAGCGACAGGCGGCAGGCAGUGCGGCAGCAGCAGAAGCAGCAGAAGAAGCAGGAGAAGAAGCAGCAGCAGCAGCAGCAGCAGCAAGAAGCUUGUGCUGCUGGUCUGGCGAAAGCAAAGGGGGCAAAGAGAAAGCCUGAGGAGGCCGAGCCGCCUGCUGCUGGUGCCACUGAGGGGUCUCCAGCAAAGAAGAAGCAGAAGCAGGUGAAGGGAGCCAAGGGGCGGGUUCAGCAAAGGAAGGGGCAGGGGAAGGACGUGAAGGGGCAUGCGUGUCUGCAGGAGCAAGCAGGUGGGAAGGCAGACGCUGCAACAGAGCAGCAGAGGGCCGGAGUGAAGACAGCCGGUGCAGCAGAGCAGGGAGGGGCGAGAGGCAGUGGGAUGGGCGACCUAAAGAGGAAGCAGAAGGGUGCAGCAGGGGGCGCUGGUGUGUCUCCUGCUGCUGCAGUGAAAUCUGCUGCUGCUUCUCCCGCGACUGCUAUGAAGGCUGCUGCUGGUGCUGUGAGUCCCGGUGCUAAAAAGGCAAAGACAGACCCAAGGAGGGUGGCAGCAGCAGUGGCAAUGAAAGCUGUUGCUGCCUCUCCUGCUUUUGUAGUAAGUCCCGGUUCUAAGAAACAAAAGACAGACGCAAGGAGAGGAGAAGCAGCGGCUGCAGUGGUGGAGGCUAGGCGGGCGCAGGCAGCACUAGCUGGGCUGGGAAGUGGAGGUGGCGGUGGGGAGAGGGGCAAGGCGAGGAGCAAGAAGGGGUCGGAGCACCAGGAGUUGGUGGAUGAGCUUGAUAGGCUCGUGGCGGCUUACAGAUCAAAGAACUAUGGGUGA